Cynocephalus volans (Philippine flying lemur) is the source of this 534-nucleotide messenger RNA. It is a transcript of the gene ASPDH, whose product is annotated as aspartate dehydrogenase domain containing. Gene Ontology annotation, molecular function: L-aspartate dehydrogenase [NAD(P)+] activity. Gene Ontology annotation, biological process: NAD+ biosynthetic process. NCBI's taxonomy places the organism in Eukaryota, Metazoa, Chordata, Mammalia, Dermoptera, Cynocephalidae. Bases 1 to 534 code for a protein of 177 amino acids. The record is from RefSeq and is a predicted model, not a curated record. The transcript is spliced from 5 exons.
AUGGGGGUGGUGAAAGGUGGAGAGUCAAAGCAUCCUGAUCUAGUGGUGGAAGUGGCCCAUCCCAAAAUAAUUCACGAAUUUGGGGCACAAAUCCUACGCCAUGCCAAUCUCCUGGGCCUUCGUGUCACCAUGGCCACACACCCCGAUGGCUUCCGGCUUGAGGGACCUCUGGCAGCAGCCCACAGCACAGGGCCUCGCACUGUGCUCUAUGAAGGUCCUGUCCGUGGGCUCUGCCCCUUUGCCCCCCGAAACUCCAACACCAUGGCAGCCGCUGCCCUGGCUGCCCCCAGCCUGGGCUUCGACCAGGUGAUUGGGGUGCUUGUGGCAGAUCUCAGCCUCACAGACAUGCACGUGGUGGAUGUGGAGCUGAGUGGACCCCCGGGCCCCACAGGCCGAAGCUUUGCUGUGCACAUCCACAGAGAGAACCCUGCUGAACCAGGAGCUGUCACUGGCUCUGCCACUGUCACAGCCUUCUGGCACAGCCUCCUGGGCUGCUGCCAGCUCCCCUCCAGGCCGGGAAUCCAUCUCUGCUGA